Messenger RNA from Emericellopsis atlantica, 906 nucleotides. Its product is annotated as putative high osmolarity signaling protein Sho1. Gene Ontology annotation, molecular function: protein binding. The record is from RefSeq and is a predicted model, not a curated record. Lineage: Eukaryota; Fungi; Ascomycota; Sordariomycetes; Hypocreales; Bionectriaceae. Bases 1 to 906 code for a protein of 301 amino acids. The transcript is spliced from 2 exons.
AUGGACCACAGAGGCUACGGUAGCCGGAGGAAGGGCAUUCAGCUCGGCAACAUCCUGGGUGAUCCUUUCGCGCUCGCGACAAUCUCUAUCUCUAUGCUAGCUUGGAUUAUCGCCUUUGCAGGCUUCAUCGCCGUCGCAGUGGAAGCUGGGGAGAACGACUACUACAAGUUCCCAUGGUGGUCCGCGAUAUACAGCCUUUUCCUGAACAUCAUGGUGUUUGUGGUCGUGGCCAGUGACACCAUCCACACCUACCAUGUCGCUCUCACAGCGUACUGCGCUGCUGGCGUCGUCCUGACCAGCGUUGCCAUCCAGCCGCUGAUCUACAACAGCGGCGAUGGCGCUAGGCAGGCUUCUGCUGCAGGCUUCGUUCUUCUGAGCAUGAUCCAGAUGAUCUGGGUUUUCUACUUUGGGUCAACGCCUUCGUCGACUCCCCGUGCUUUCCUCGAUUCGUUCGCUCUCACUAAGGAGUCUGCGACCAUGCACCGUCAAACCAUGAAUGCCUACGGAGGUACCGCUCGCCCCGAAACUUCCAACUCUGUUCAGCCCCCUCAGAUGUACACGACCUCUGCCCAGCUCAACGGCUUCGAGAACCCCUCGCCCGUUGGAAACACCUCGCAAGCCAACAAUGCGCGCAACUCUGGCAUGGGCGCCUACGGCUCCUCGAACCAGCCUCCCAAGCCUUCCGCUUCGCCCGGCGCUGAUACCGAGGUCGUGCCGCCUACAGAAUACCCCUAUCGCGCCAAGGCCAUCUACAGCUACGAGGCCAACCCCGAGGACGCCAACGAGAUCUCCUUUGCAAAACACGAGAUUCUUGAAGUAUCGGACGUCAGCGGAAGGUGGUGGCAAGCACGCAAAGAGAGUGGUGAGACGGGUAUCGCGCCUAGUAACUACCUCAUCCUGUUAUGA